Phyllopteryx taeniolatus (common seadragon) is the source of this 1636-nucleotide messenger RNA. Its product is annotated as opsin-3-like. Lineage: Eukaryota; Metazoa; Chordata; Actinopteri; Syngnathiformes; Syngnathidae. Gene Ontology annotation, cellular component: photoreceptor outer segment; membrane. The transcript has 4 exons. The record is from RefSeq and is a predicted model, not a curated record. Gene Ontology annotation, molecular function: G protein-coupled receptor activity. Gene Ontology annotation, biological process: visual perception; G protein-coupled receptor signaling pathway. Bases 176 to 1144 code for a protein of 322 amino acids.
ACCUCUCACACACUUGGACAAGUUGUGACAAGAAAAUAAAGUUCUCCAGCGAACAAUGCCACUUUCUUUUCCAAGCGAAUUGCGUGCACUCACACACACAUAGAGAAAGGCCACCAACAAGUGCGGCGCCAUUGUGCUCGUCUAAUUAGCAUCCAGCGCCGCCGCCGCCGCCGCGAUGCUCUUGUCCGACUCGAGCAUCUGCGCGCAGAUCAGCAGCCUGAACGGCGCCCUGCACGCCGGAGCCGCGGGAGGGCACGCGGACCCGGGGGGCGGCACCGCGCGCUCCAGCCUCACCCCGACGGGCCACCUGAUCGUGGCCGUGUGCUUGGGCUCCAUCGGCGCUUUGGGACUGCUCAACAACUCGCUGGUGCUGCUGCUCUACUGGCGCUACAAGAUCCUGCGCUCGCCGAUCAACUUGCUCCUGGUGAACAUUUGCAUCAGCGACCUGCUGGUGUGCGUGCUGGGCACGCCGUUCAGCUUCGCGGCCAGCACGCAGGGACGGUGGCUGAUCGGGGCCGAGGGCUGCGUGUGGUACGGCUUCGCCAACUCGCUCUUCGGCAUUGUUUCGCUCAUCUCUCUGGCUGUCCUCUCCUAUGAGCGCUACAGUACCAUGAUGACCCCCACUGAGGCCGACUCGUCCAACUACUGUAAGAUCGGGCUGGGCAUCGCCCUCUCUUGGCUCUAUUCCCUCGUCUGGACCCUGCCGCCGCUUUUUGGCUGGAGUCGCUAUGGUCCAGAAGGUCCGGGGACCACCUGCUCUGUGGACUGGAAAGCCAAGACGGCGAAUAACGUGUCUUACAUCAUUUGUCUGUUUAUCUUCUGCCUCGUUGUGCCGUUGUUGGUGAUCGUGUUCUGCUACGGAAAGCUGCUGUGCGCCAUCAGACGGGUGAGUGGGAUCAAUGCGUCGAUGAGCAGGAAACGGGAGCAGCGAGUCUUGUUCAUGGUGGUGAUCAUGGUGAUCUGCUACCUUAUGUGCUGGCUGCCGUACGGGAUCAUGGCGCUGUUGGCCGCUUUCGGACCGCCGGGGCUGCUCACGCCCGAAGCCAGCAUCGUACCUUCAGUCCUGGCCAAGAUCAGUACAGUCAUCAACCCCGUCAUAUACGUCUUCAUGAAUAAACAGUCUCUAAACGUCAAGGUCAAGUAAGAGUUUACGGCACAGAAUAAUAAUGGUAAGAAAUCCAUUUUUUCUUCUCCAUUUCUGAAUACUGUUUUAUUUUCGUGUAUUGUAAGUCUUGGUUGAAUUAAAAUCAGCUUUAAUGAGCCAAAUUGUACUGUUGCACUUUUGCCGCGAAAGGAUUUGCUUUGAGGUCAGAUAUUAUUGAAUGGAUAACUCUGGAGGCUCACAUUCUCAUCCCUCGGUGUCCCAUAUAGACACUCCAAGAGUAUUUAUGCGACAGAGCCUCUCAGCAUCGGAUGUCGCUGCACAGUCGGAAUGAAAUAAGCCUGAAGUAUGUCAACUCUCAACAGGUGUUCUGAGUGGCACGCGACUACCAUUUUCAUUUUAGGGAAUACACAAGACUAAAUAUGUCAGAAUUGUAUUAUAAAGCAAUGUGACUACAUGGAUGCUAUAACCCUGAUAAAGCAGAUCAACCUCAGGUGUUAAGGUCAUUUCUGAUUCUGGAGUAUGAUUAACUAA